Messenger RNA from Gongylonema pulchrum, 210 nucleotides. NCBI's taxonomy places the organism in Eukaryota, Metazoa, Nematoda, Chromadorea, Rhabditida, Gongylonematidae. The record is from the annotation of a GenBank genome assembly.
AUGGCCGAUAUUGUUGGUCCGUUACGUCCAUCUGAUAGCUGGUCAACCACGGAAGUGCGCUCGUUGCAACACUCACACGUCUGGACAAUUCGUGGUUUCUCGCAAUGCGAGUGUCGCUAUCUCGAAACAUCCGUCAAAAUCAAGGAAACGGUUUGUUCGUCGGAUAUUUCUCAUCCAACGGCAAAUUCACAUGCACUUAUUGCUUACUAG